This is a messenger RNA of Lolium rigidum, 462 nucleotides long. Its product is annotated as ubiquitin-60S ribosomal protein L40-like. Gene Ontology annotation, biological process: modification-dependent protein catabolic process; protein ubiquitination; translation. The transcript has 3 exons. Bases 1 to 462 code for a protein of 153 amino acids. The record is from RefSeq and is a predicted model, not a curated record. Gene Ontology annotation, cellular component: nucleus; cytoplasm; ribosome. Gene Ontology annotation, molecular function: ubiquitin protein ligase binding; structural constituent of ribosome; protein tag activity. NCBI's taxonomy places the organism in Eukaryota, Viridiplantae, Streptophyta, Magnoliopsida, Poales, Poaceae.
AUGCAGAUCUUCGUGAAGACCGUCACCGGGGAGACUCUCACGCUCGACGUCGAGAGCAGCGACACGGUCGACAGUGUCCUGGCCCAGAUCCAGGAGAAGGAAGGAAUCAUCGUCACCUCUGAGGACGACGACGACGGCGACGAUCAGAAUCAGCUACCGUCUCUCGUCUUCGCCGGGAAGCAGCUACAGGAGGAGGACGGCCGGACCCUGGCCGACUACGGCAUCAGCAAGGAGUCGACGCUGCACCUCGCGCUUGGCCUCCGCGGCGGCCAUCGGGGCGGCCAAUGCUGGUUCAUCGAGCCCAGCCUCCGAGAGCUCGCGCUCAGCCACAACGAGAAGAAGAUGAUCUGCCGCAGAUACGUGUGCUAUGCGCGGCUUCCUCUCAGGUCUACCAACUGCCGCAAGAAGAAGUGCGGCCGCAGCAGCGACCUGAGGAAGAAGAAACCGUUUCGAAAAUGGUGA